AUGACUGGUAUGUGCCCCGAUGGAGUUCCGUCGCUCCCUCUCGACUGCGACCCCAAACAUCCUUGGCCACGAUGUCCUCCUCAGACCUAUUGUUUUGCUACGAACAGCGUCGACAUUGGACCCUACUUCUGCUGUCCUGCAACGCCAAGUGCUUCCUUAUCUUCUAACGUCCCAUCGUCAAUAUUCGGGCAAAAGACUCAGGGAUCCCUUCCGAGUCAACAUUCUGUAGAUGGUCAAACAGGGACGUUGCCUUCUGGUCAGGUCAUGGCUACUGGUCAGGGAAUGCCUACUGCUCAGGGGAUGCCUUCUGGUCAGGGCAUGCCUACUGUCCAGGGCAUGCCUACUGGUCAGGGCAUGCCUACUGGUCAGGACUUGUACUCCGGUCAAGUAAUGCCUACUGGUCAGGGCUUCUAUUCCGGUCAGGGCAUGCCUUCUGGCCAGGGCAUGCCUUCUGGUCAGGACUUGUACUCCGGUCAAGUAAUGCCUACUGGUCAGGGCUUCUAUUCCGGUCAGGGCAUGCCUUCUGGCCAGGGCAUGCCUUCUGGCCAGGGCAUGCCUUCUGGCCAGGGCAUGCCUUCUGGCCAGGGCAUGCCUUCUGGUCAGGACUUGUAUUCCGGUCAGGUAAUGUCGAGUGGUCAAGGCUUGUAUUCCGGUCAGGGUUUUCCUUCUGGUCAAUUUUUCCCUGUAAAAGCGAGGAAGCCUGUUGCUAACGAGGACACCAAGAGAAUCAGUAACUCCAUCAAUCAAUGGCUAGAAAAGCGUCAAAGAGAAGAACUUUCCAGCUCACAAGUGUGA
Molecule: messenger RNA, 795 nt
Organism: Necator americanus (New World hookworm)
Lineage: Eukaryota; Metazoa; Nematoda; Chromadorea; Rhabditida; Ancylostomatidae
Exons: 3
Coding region: 1-795 (264 amino acids)
Source: RefSeq, a predicted model, not a curated record